CCCAGAGUCCCUCAGAUGGUUACUCACGAGAGGCAAGACUCGCCGAGCCAGACAGGUGGCCGCCCAGGUGGCUCGACACAAUCUCCUCACCCUCCCGCCCACUGCUCACGCCCAAAUGGACCACUUGGCCGCCCACGUGUACCUGGACGUCCCCUGGGGUAGUCUCCUGACGCUCUUCAAAACUCCGCGGCUGAGGAAAAAAACACCUUGAUUGUUGUGUUCAUGUGGUUGGCAGUGUCGCUGGCAGACAGUGGGUUCCGGAGUGAGUUGGCGGGGCUAGAUGGUCCUGGACAGCUGGUGAGCCUGCUGGGGGGUCCUGGUCACCUGGGGUCGCUGCUGGGGGCGGGGGUGGAGGCCGGGGCAGUGGUGUUGGCGGCCGUCCUCACCUCACACCUAUACCGCAGGGCCUUCCUCGUCCUCAACCUCCUCCUCACAGCUGCUCUCACCCUGGCUGUCAUCUGUGUCUUACAGCUGGUCAAAGAGACUUGGGUGAACGUGGACGCCCUCACCACAGCCCUCAGGUUCGUAGGCGUGCUGAUCGUAGGUGGGGCGAGGGUUGGCGUGAGUGUGGUGAGCGUGGAGGUGGUGCCUACCACAGCACGAGCCUCCGCUGUGGGACUGUGUGCCGCCCACGCUGCCGUGGGAGAAAUACUGACCCCUUUGUUGGCUAUCGUGGCUGAGCUGACCUACCCGUCGGUGCCCUGGCUGGCGGCAGCAGCGGGAUGCUUGGUGGCGGCAUUACUGGCACUGCUUCUGCCAGAGACUGCUGGUACUACCCUCCCCGACGUGGUGGACGAGGCAGAGGUCGUUGGGCUGUGCUACCGUGGAGACGUACUCAAGAACUGCGACUUCGGCUACGGCAGAAGCCCCUACUGGGUGGAGGUUGAUGGCCUUAUCGUUAGCAGAAGCGUUUCUGAAGUUGGCCUCGACGAUGACGAUAAAUUUAAAAGUCUUGAUCGAAAUCUGGACACCCAGUUAGCACCCAAAGCCUCCGAGCAAGGCCAUAAGGUGCUGAAUAAACUGGGUCAGGGAGCAGGGCCCUCACAGCUGAUGGUCAUGCCACACGUACAGACUCGCCGGAGGGAAGUGAACACCAUGUUCUCGCAAUCCUCCGGGUCCCUGGUGUCGUCAUGCUCCCACUGCUCGCUCGUGUCUCUGGUGGAUGUUAGUAAAGUCAACGGCAACAACUCCGACACAACAGACUCUAAUUACUCUGGAGGUCAAGACGAGACCCGCGGGCUGGCUCCCGGCUGUGUAAAGAAAACUUUACAGACGAAAGAAAACACUGACAAUGACAUGAAAAAAACAGAAGAGAACAGGAAUGUAAAUGACUCCUCUCACCACGGGGAUGACUCUACAGGGAAGACGGACGUAACUCCCGGGGAAGAAAAGAGUCUCAGUGACUCAAAAACAAGUUUCGAAGACAACAACACAACACUCAACGAAUCAUCCUCGAAGGUAAAGGCGCUGGGUAGUGGUCCUCUGGAGAGUGAUAUGAGUAUCUCGGUUUGUUCUCUACAGUUUAAGCACAUCCGGCGGCCAGUAAGUCCAACAGAUCGAAGAAGAGGCUCAGGUCUGUAUUAUUCCUCGUCGUCCGCCUACGCUGCCGGGGGUUGCAGAACUCUCAUCCAGGAAUAUAUGUCCAGGAACAGUUUUAGGGGAGACGUGUCGGGGUCGAGGUACUCCACACUUUAUAAGAAGGGCGACGUAGGCGAGGAAGAUGCCGCUAACACCCGCAUCACUACCCCUUCGUCAGUAUUGAAAGAAUGCAUCAGAAUUGCCCGGAACAAAGAAAGAAUGAAUGUAAUGGACCAGCUGCAAGAGGAAGUAACUGAGGGAACGAAAAGAUGUUUUGUGAAGCCUUUUGAGCACGAUGAACACUCCUUAUCAUCCCAAACAAGCACUAUGUCAACGGGGACGAUCGAGGUGAAUGACCAGAGUUUUAUACAGAAUUCCUCGCUCUCAGAAGCUCCCUCCUUCACUACAAAUAUUUUCAACCCGAGUUCCACACUAGAAUACGAAGCAGCGGGGGGGCGUUCAGCGGGAGGAGGAGGAACAGCAGCGGGAGGAGGACCAGAGAGAGGAGGACCAGCGGAAGGAAGACUAGAGAGAGAAGGAGCAGCGGGAGGAAGACCAGAGAGAGGAGGACCAGCGGGAGGAAGACCAGAGAGAGGAGGACCAGCGGGAGGAAGACCAGCGGGAGGAAGACCAGAGAGAGGAAGACCAGCUGCAGGAGGACCAGCGAGAAGAGGACGAGAGGUAACCACCCACACACUAAGGUACGACACCUUGAGAACAAUAUACGACGUUGGUGUCACUAAAAUAGCAGCCAUGAAGUUUGGUCUUCGUCCUCUACGUCAGGUCUCCACGACAGGUGUUCUCGGGGCGCCCCAAACACGACGAAAACUGACUGAAGGGAACCUGUCUACCCACGAGAACACGAGUAAAGUAACGCCGAGACACUACACAGCGGGAACAGGCGAUAAGAAUGGAACGGAUGAUAAAGAUAUGAAAGAUAAUAUAAAUGAUAAAGAUAAUGAAACCGAGGGAGCCUUUAUACCUGACCCACAGUUUACAGUCACUACAGAGGUGGACUCUGAGACACUGAAGGGCGGCAGAAGCAACACCCCCGAGCACAGGAAUAAACAGGAUGGCAACACAGACGCCACCAACAUCAACAAAGGAGAUGACACAGUCUUUAGAAAAUCAAUCACUAUGACAGACCUUGAUGAAACAAAUCUUUAGUUACCCCCCCGAAAAUAAAUGAAAGUCGCCUCAAUACCGAGUCAUAGUGAACCAAAAUAUUAACGUUAUUAUUGAAUUUCUGGUGAGGUUUUCAAGGGAAAGUUUUGUCGAGGAUAAAAUAAUUUUUCUGGUGCGGUGUAUGAGGGCCUCGA
This is a messenger RNA of Homarus americanus (American lobster), 2897 nucleotides long. RefSeq lists its product as uncharacterized. The transcript has 4 exons. Gene Ontology annotation, cellular component: membrane. Gene Ontology annotation, biological process: transmembrane transport. The record is from RefSeq and is a predicted model, not a curated record. Bases 223 to 2745 code for a protein of 840 amino acids. Gene Ontology annotation, molecular function: transmembrane transporter activity. NCBI's taxonomy places the organism in Eukaryota, Metazoa, Arthropoda, Malacostraca, Decapoda, Nephropidae.